GCCAUUACGGUUGACUUGACGCAGCAGAUGAAUUAACAGUAACAACACGCAGCCCAGCUUGAGCAGCAACAAUGCGGUGUGAGAAACACCCACAACCCGGUGGGCUGGGGCUCUUUCUGUGUCUCUGUGGGUUACUGUCACCGGCGUGGAAGUUUCUGUGGAUUUAGCCCGACUGUACGCGUCGUGGGCUGAACUUUUUUGAACUACUAACGCUGCCCAUACGGAGAGAGAUCUGAUCCGGGAGAAGAGGCGUUUUCCCCGCUUUCUUCGACGGUAUAUCAAACCCUGCUGAGGGCGGACUGCUUGUGAGUCAGCCGAACCGUGGAGCGGAACACAAUGAGACACCUGCAAUGAUCGACUGGGUGGAAAGUUGGGAGCGACGGCGCAUUAAAGGGAUAUGCCGCAAAAAGUGAUGUUUUUGCUGCGGAGUUCAAUUUAUCUGUGAUUUGUUGCUGCUGAAACUGAUACUGACAUGUGUGAGGUGGCCAUGGAGGAGCAGGGCAGCGAGAUCACGGACAUGGAGCGGUGCUCCUCCCGGGAGGAGUACGGGGUCAUCGUGGAGUCCCCCCGCCACCGGGUGAACCCCCCACUCAGCGUGGUGUGGACAACCAUGCUCUACUGCGCAGAGUUAAUCACCGCCUGCAUUCUCUGCAAAAGUUACCACAAGACCAACGAUGUGUUCUGGAUGAGCUUAACCAUCGUCUUCAUGCUGGUUCCCGCUGUGCUCAUCCAGCUGACCCUGACCUUCAUCCACCGGGACGUGGGUCGGGACCGGCCGCUGGUCCUGCUCCUGCACCUCCUGCAGCUUGGACCGCUCAUCAGGUGUUUCGAGGCGCUGGUGGUCUACUUCAAGGCAGGCCAAAACGAGGAGCCUUACGUCACCCUGUCCAGGAAAACCAACCUGGAGAAGGGCCGAGAGAUAGAGCUGGAAAUCGGGCAGACGGAGCGGACGCUGGCCACGCACCGGAACGCCUUCAAACGCACCGCCGUCAUCCAGGCCUUCCUGGGCUCCACGCCUCAGCUGACGCUCCAGCUGUACGCCAACAUCCAGGAGAAGUACACCCUGUCUGUCAGACUGGCGUUGAUGAUCAUCACCCUGGUCUCCAUCACCUACGGCGCUCUGGUCUGCAGCGUCCUCGCCAUCCAGAUCACCUACGACUCCAUCAAGGUGCGACUGCGGCCCGCCGCCUACCUGUGCAUGGUGCUGUGGCGGGCCCUGGAGAUCACCACCCGGGUCACGACCCUGGUCCUGUUCAGCACCGCCCUGACCCACUGGGUCAUCCUGGUGGGCGGGCUCAACCUGCUCUUCUUCUUCUUCCUGCCGUGGGUGGAGUUCUGGGCGCAGAAAGGCUCGCUGGCCGAGGGCGUGGAGAAGAACUUCUCCAAGCUGGGCACGGCCGUGGUGCUGUGCAUGUUCACGCUGCUGUACGCCUGCAUCAACGUGUUCUGCUGGUCGGCCGUGGAGCUGGACCUGGCCCACCAGGAGCUCAUCAACCGGAAGCAGAGCUGGCGCCGCCUGGCGCUCUACUACUCCGGCCGCUUCCUGGAGAACCUCGUCCUCAUCACGCUCUGGUACUUCUUCAAGUCGGACUUCUUCGAGUACGUGUGCGCGCUGCUGGUGGUGGUGCAGCUGCUGAUCGGCUACUGCCUGGCCGUUCUCUUCAUGAUGCUCUUCUACCAGUUCUGCCACCCGUGCAGGAGCCUCUUCAAGUACAACGUCCACGACUGCCUGCACUGCGUCUGCUGCCGGCCCCGGCCCGCGAGCCGGCGGGGCAGCAUGCCGCCUUCCUACUCCACCGCCGCCACCAUGCUUAAGGAGGAGCCACUGGAGCUGCUGGACCCUCAGAACUGCCUUCCUCCAGACGAGCGGGAGUCUUUAGCCUGACAGCAAACGCACCAAAAACGGGAGGAAUGCUGGGAAAAACAAGGCGCUUAGGCAAAUCACGCUGGAAAAAUUCAAGUAUUUUUGGUCAAUUUCGAGUGAAAAUAACUUACUACACUUGAAAUAAGACAAAACUUACUAACAUAUAAGAUCAACUUCUUAAAGGUAUUUGAUAGUUUUCUAACGCCAAUUCAAAAUUAUGUUGCAAUUUUUAGAUGUUGAAUUAUUGAAGAUUAUUGUUGAAGUUC
Poecilia latipinna (sailfin molly) is the source of this 2130-nucleotide messenger RNA. It is a transcript of the gene xkrx, whose product is annotated as XK related X-linked. Bases 473 to 1885 code for a protein of 470 amino acids. The record is from RefSeq and is a predicted model, not a curated record. Gene Ontology annotation, cellular component: membrane. The transcript has 3 exons. NCBI's taxonomy places the organism in Eukaryota, Metazoa, Chordata, Actinopteri, Cyprinodontiformes, Poeciliidae.